GUUUCAUAUUUCAGAUUUGACAGUGCUUGAGGAGAAAGGAACAAGAGUUAGUCGUUUCUAGCUAAUUUUUUGUAUAACAUUUAGGUCGCCAUGGAGACUCUGUGGUGACGGCGUUGCUUAUAUAAUUAGUUGGAUAAAAUAUUAAAACAUCACGUUUAUUAAAGCGAAAAUAGACAAUAAUGACGCCGAACAAAUUAAUAUUUUGUUCACUCGCGGUAUUAAUUGGAAACUUGGUGUUAACCUGCGCUAAAGACUCUGAGGAGAAGGGAAAAGCUAACGGCUUGAACAGCACGGCUGCGCGUUACCCGCGCGCGCCCCCGAUGUGCACGGGACCCACGGAGGUGCGCGACGCUUUUAAGUACAUCAACGCGGCCGUCUCGUGCCUGGUGUUCGUCGCGGGACUGGUGGGGAACUCGGCGCUGCUGCGCAUCAUUUAUGCACACGAGCGCAUGCGCAACGGGCCCAACCUGCUCAUCGCCAGCCUGGCACUGGGAGACCUGGUACAUGUGGUCAUUGGCAUCCCCAUCAAUGUGUACAAGCUCCUGGCUGAAGACUGGCCUUUUGGAGUGGGACUAUGUAAACUGGUUCCUUUUGUUCAGAAAGCAUCGGUUGGAAUCACAGUCCUGAGUUUGUGUGCAUUGAGCAUAGACAGGUAUCGCGCAGUGGCAUCCUGGAACCGCAUCAAAGGGUUUGGAGUACCCAAGUGGACAACCAUUGAGAUCAUUUUAAUAUGGCUGCUCUCCAUUGUGUUGGCGGUGCCUGAGAUCAUUGCCUUUGACAUGAUCACUAUGGACUAUAAAGGAGAUCACCUGAGGAUCUGCCUGCUGCAUCCUAUGCAAAAGAGCCAGUUCAUGAAGUUUUAUAAAUCAGCAAAAGAUUGGUGGCUCUUCAGCUUUUACUUCUGUAUGCCACUGGCCUGCACUGCCGUCUUCUACUCCCUGAUGACCUGUGAAAUGCUGCGGAAGAAGGACAGCACGCAGCAUGCUCUGAAUGACCACUUAAAACACAGACGGGAAGUGGCUAAGACUGUGUUCUGCUUGGUGCUGGUUUUUGCUCUGUGUUGGCUACCUCUGCACCUGAGUCGCAUCCUCAAGCUGACCAUUUAUAAUGAAGCAGAUCCGAACCGCUGUGAGCUUUUGAGUUUUUUUCUGGUCCUUGAUUACAUCGGGAUCAACAUGGCAUCAGUGAAUUCAUGUAUCAAUCCAAUAGCUUUAUACAUGGUCAGCAAGCGCUUCAAGAGCUGUUUCAGGUCUUGCCUGUGUUGUUGGUGCCUGCCUCCAGAGAUGUUAGCUAUAGAGGACAAAGAGAUGUGCAUGAAACUGAAAAUGGACCGAGGAUCAGAGAAGAGCAGCUGUCGAGCCUCAAACAAGUACACAUCCGUUUAAACUGGUCUAGGUCAGUAGCUGCAUUUAGAAAUAGCACUUCAUUCCAGUAUGGUUUGAACGCACCCACGACUCGGAUCCCCCUACAACUGCAAGUGCGGAUCACCUGGCCAACUCAAGUGGUCCCAUGCUUCACAAGAGGAGGAGGAUGUAAUGUAAAGAGGAUUUAUAAAAGAACACACACACACAGAAAGCACAAGAUUCUCUGUUUGUAUUGUAUGUAAUAUGAUUAUUUUGACUAGAUAGCUUUGCUAAUGAGGUAGCAUGCUAAUGAGCAAGCAACAAAAAGUCAGACGUCUAUUAGUUCUUAUCUAUAUAUUAAUUAAUUAAUAUAGAUACACUAGAUGCAUUUGAUUGCCGUUUUAAAAAGUAAAAGAAAAUAUUACUAGUAUGUAUGUUUAUCAUAUUUAAAUAUGUACCUUUGUUCUGCUAUUAUUAUAUACA
This is a messenger RNA of Trichomycterus rosablanca, 1826 nucleotides long. It is a transcript of the gene ednrba, whose product is annotated as endothelin receptor Ba. Gene Ontology annotation, molecular function: endothelin receptor activity. NCBI's taxonomy places the organism in Eukaryota, Metazoa, Chordata, Actinopteri, Siluriformes, Trichomycteridae. Gene Ontology annotation, biological process: developmental pigmentation; vasoconstriction; enteric nervous system development. The record is from RefSeq and is a predicted model, not a curated record. Gene Ontology annotation, cellular component: plasma membrane. The transcript is spliced from 7 exons. Bases 180 to 1385 code for a protein of 401 amino acids.